UGGAAGAUGAUUGAAAGUGAAAGCCUAAACCAAGAAGAAAUAAUUAAAGAGCUGUGUUUGUGCAAUGGUUUAUCUUAUGAGAUGGUUGGAAAAGAAGGAUCAGAUACUUCAAAACUGGAGAUGUUUUUCUCAGGGUAUCCCCGUAUAGUUGGAUUAUCAUUAUUUCCUGAUUUAACAAGUCUUACAAUUGUUGCCCAAGAUAUAAAAGAAAUCUCAGGAUUAGAGACUUGUUUUCAUCUUAAAGAACUUUGGAUUGCUGAGUGCUACAUAGAGAAAAUUGGAGGUCUUCAAAAAUGUAGCAAAUUGGAAAAAUUGUAUUUAUAUUAUAAUAAAAUUUCCAAAAUAGAAAAUUUAGAAAAAUUAAUCAGAUUGGAAGUUCUUUGGCUGAACCACAAUACAAUUAAAAAUAUUGAAGGCUUACAAACUUUGAAGAAUUUAAAUGAUCUUAACCUUGCCGGGAAUCUAAUAAGCAGAAUAGGCAAAUGUCUUGACCCCAAUGACCACCUGGAAAGAUUAAACCUCUCUGGCAACCAAAUAUGUUAUUUCAAGGAUCUUACUAACUUAGCCAGGCUGCCUUGCUUAAAGGAUUUAUGUCUGAAUGAUCCUCAGUAUAAAACCAACCCAGUCUGUCUGCUGUAUAAUUAUUCCACACACGUGUUGUUUCACUUGCCUUUCCUUCAGAGACUUGACACCCUUGAUGUAUCAGCGAAGCAGAUCAAGGACCUGGCAGAUACCACAGCAAUGAAAAAAGUAAUGUAUUAUAAUAUGCGCAUAAAAACUAUUCAGAGGCGUCUUAAUGAAGAUCUUGAGAAACUAAAUGAUAGAAAAUGUAAACUGCAAAAGUUGCCAGAAGAACGGAUAAAGUUAUUCAGCUUUGUGGAAAAAAAUUUGGAACGGGAACUAGCCGAACUCAAGGGAUCUUCCAAAGUGCACAGUGAUAGAUCCAUUAAUAAGUUAAAUGAGCUUGAGAAAUCAAAGAAUUGUGAAACUAUCACAGAAGAACCAAGUCUUCAACAGAAGAUACUGACCAAACUGAAUGCCUUGAGUGGAAGGCUCACAUUCUGGAACAAAAAAAUUGAUGAAAUUGAAGCAAUUUACCGUGUUGAAGUAAAGCAAAAGAAAAAAAGCCACGGCUUAUUGAUCCCAUUUUUGUUAACUGAGUUGGAGACUGUGGGAAAUAUCCAUUUUGAAGAAGGCUCUCGAUCUGAUGACUGGUUUACUUCCUGUUACGAGUUAAUUCGGUCACGUUUUUGCUCCCGGGACUUCAGGACAUAUGGUAUUACAGGACUGAAAGUGAAACGCGUCAUUAAAGUUAACAACCGUAUUCUGAGACUGAAAUUUGAAGAGAAAUUUCGGAAGUUUUUGGACAGUGAAGAGAUGCAUGGUUCAGAGAGCUAUCGAAAGAUGAUGGAAUGCCUUUUUUAUAUGUUUGAUCCUGAAGUUACAGUGAAGAAAAAGCGGCUGCUGCAGAUACUUGAAAAAGGAUUCAGAGAGAGUGAAACAAGCAAGCUGCCCCUCAGAAAAGAAGCCGUUAUUCUUUCUAACAGCUUAAGUAUGUGUGAGGGUCCCAGAAUUGAUUUUCUAAAGCAAAAGUACCAGGAUAAGAAGCAAAACGCUCCUGAGAAUGAGCUCUUCAGACACGGCAUCCUCCUCCUUACUAAGGUUUUUCUCGGCCACAGUGUUCAGGCUCCUGAACAAGAAUCCAUCAGUCAAGCCAACUUUCCAAUGGCUAAUUCAGUGUUUAUUCCUCAAAAAAAUUUCCUAAAUUCUAUCAUAGAACCCAGGAGCUGUGACUGUGGCUUUCGGCAGUGCAAGUGGUUUGUCUUUGAUCCUGACCUUGUUCUGCCAGAGUACGUCGUUGAAUUUGAAUACCUUACAGUGGUCAAGCCUCACUCUUUAUUUUCUUCAUUCAACAAUGUUAUUCUAGAAGAAAGCAAAAAAAUUUCAGAAGGAUCAGUGUUGUCCCAGGAUUUGAAAUUUGAUGAGGAAGUUAUGAAAAUGGAGCCCAGGAUCAAACCGCGACCAAAGCUCAUUAGUUUGGAUAGCAAAACAAUAUUUUCCCUUGCCAAGACUAACAUUUAUGGUCAUAUUGUGAAUCUGAAUCUACAUGGAAACAGCUUGACUAAAUUGAGAGAUCUCUCCAAGUUAACAGGACUCCGAAGACUGAAUAUCAGCUUUAAUGAAUUUACUUGUUUAGAUGACAUAUACCACUUGUAUAACCUGGAGUAUCUGGAUGCAAGCCAUAACCAUGUGAUAACUCUUGAGGGCUUUAGAGGUCUGAUGAAACUGAAGCACUUAGACUUGAGCUGGAAUCAACUGAAGAAAUCUGGGGAUGAAAUAAAUCUGUUAUGCAAACACACCGCAGGCCUUCUCACGCUUAACAUCCAGCAUAACCCAUGGCAAAAGCGAAACACAUUGCGGCUGAGUGUUAUUGGCAGGUUAAAGACUCUUACGCAUUUGGAUGGAGUCCUCGUUACUCAAGAAGAAGCAAGAGCUGCUGUGAAAUUUAUUGCCAAAACAAAGAUAACUCAGCUGUCUGUUUUACGACAUUGUAGUACUAAAGAGGAAAGACCACGAGUACUUACCAUAUGGCCUUCUGCAAAGAUUCUGACACAGAUCUCAAAGGUGGGACCACAUGUACAUCUGAGUGGAAACUGGUACUUGAAGAUAACUGCCUUAAAUUUAGAUGGACAGCAUCUCUUUGAAAUCACAAAUUUAGAAAAAUUAGAGAAUUUGAAGUGGGCAUCGUUCAGCGACAAUAAUCUCACUAAAAUGGAGGGAUUGGAAUCCUGCAUUAACUUGGAAGAGCUCAUAUUAGAUGGGAACUGCAUCUCAAAGAUAGAGGGCAUUUCCAAGCUGACUAAAUUAACCCGUCUCAGCAUAAACAAUAAUCUCCUGACUGGUUUGGAGAAGCAUGCUUUCGAUAACAUGCUCCAUCUUCACUCUCUCUCUCUUGAGAACAACAGAAUCACAUCGUUGAGUGGCUUACAAAAAAUGUUUACUCUGAUUGAAUUGUAUAUCAGCAAUAAUUACAUUGCUCUCAAUCAGGAAAUCUACAAUUUAAAGGGUUUAUACAACUUGGUCAUUCUAGACAUCUAUGGAAACAUUAUUGUUUGGAAUCAAGAAAACUACCGGUUGUUUGUAGUAUUUCACCUUCCGGAACUGAAAGCCUUGGAUGGAAUCUCCAUUGAUCAGCUAGAGACUGAGUGUGCAAAGGAUCUGUUUGGUGGCAGACUCACUUCUGACAUGAUUGCAGAACGACAAGGACAUUCAAACUUCAUCCAGAUGCAAGAAUUAAAUUGGACUUCAUCAUCUAUCAGGACUGUGGAUCUGAUUCCAGUGGACCAGUUUAGAAGUGUGUGCAGCGUGAAUCUGCAGAACAAUAACCUGACCUCCUUCAGCGGGUUAGUCUACCUGCCCAGUGUGAAGGUUUUAUGCCUCAACUAUAACCAUAUUGAGUCAAUCAUGCCCCGAGUAAAGCCUCAGACUCACUUAAGCAACAGACAGUUGCUCUACCAGAAAGUGGCCUCGAGUGGCUAUGGACAACAUGGAACUUCAAAAAUGAACAGAGACACAAUAGGCGGCGAACAUUUGCCUCCCAUGAUGCACAGUCUAGAAGUUCUUCAUUUGGGUUACAAUGGAAUUUGUAACUUAAUCCAACUACAAGUUAACAGACUAAGAAAUUUAAAAUACCUCUUUCUACAGGGAAAUGAGAUCAGUCAAGUUGAAGGGCUUGACCAUUUGGCAGUGCUGCAGGAGUUGGUGGUGGACCACAACCGCAUCAGGUCCUUCAACGACAGCGCUUUUGCCAAGCCAAGUUCUCUGCUGGCUCUCCACCUGGAGGAAAACAGACUGCGGGAGCUGAACAAAUUACAACAUUUGGUAAAACUAGAGAAACUCUACCUAGGAUAUAAUAAAAUACAGGAUAUCACAGAACUGGAAAAACUUGAAGUUAUCUCUUCUCUCAAAGAGCUUACAAUUUAUGGCAAUCCAAUUUGUAGAAAAAUGCUCCACCGUCACGUGCUCAUAUUCCGGCUGCCUAACUUACAGAAGUUGGAUGGGACUCCUGUGAAUUCAGACGACCGGACAAAAGCUGAGUUACAAGUUUCUGAACUACAAGCAAAGAAAAAUGUGCUUAUUCCUGCCAGCAACUCUCCUGUGGACGGUUCACCGUUUGCCCAUCUGAAAGCUCCUCCCAUAAAGAUAACAAACAUGAUUCUGCCUGGUGGAUUUAGCCAUUACUUGGGCCCUGACUUCACUUUAACUCCUGAAAUUGAAGACAAAAAAAGCAAGAAUACAGGGAUUUUGACCAGUAAUCCUCGGAGCAUCCAUGCCGAAAUAGCUUUCCGGCAACUCAGAGGGAUAAACAUCUCCCCGUCCCUUUUGUCACAUCAGAGUAUUGCACCUCCAGCUACACAGAUAUUCCAGACCAGCCAUGAGGAGGGAAGAAUUCCUGGGAGCAACUUUUCAAGAUCAAAUCAACUGUAA
Messenger RNA from Lepus europaeus (European hare), 4488 nucleotides. It is a transcript of the gene LRRC9, whose product is annotated as leucine rich repeat containing 9. The transcript is spliced from 32 exons. The record is from RefSeq and is a predicted model, not a curated record. Gene Ontology annotation, molecular function: protein binding. Bases 7 to 4488 code for a protein of 1493 amino acids. Lineage: Eukaryota; Metazoa; Chordata; Mammalia; Lagomorpha; Leporidae.